GCAUCCAACGGCUUUUUAAAUAUUAUUUGCAUGCUUCCUGAGCUAAUAAACAGUUCAUAAUUUUAGGUGGGUAGACAUGAUCAAGUAUACACGUUACAAAUGCAUGCAUAUCCUAAUACAGUCAAUAGAUAUUAAAACAGGGCCAUGCAUAUAUAUUUUUUAAAAUGUCAACCUCCACAAACGUCUCCACCACUGUUGUGUCGUGAAACAGGAAAAUCCUGCUGACAAAUUAACUUAAGGGUAAAACACAAAGUUAGUUUCACCUGGAAUUCGCUGAAUGGCUUUUUUUUUACAGCCUACUAUUCUUCCCACCGAUCAGCCUACGGUGGCUGCAUUAGUGUUUCGUAAACACACAGCAAGGUGUGGUUUCUGUCCGAAUCCAAAACUCUGUCGCUUCCGCCUAUUCACAGCAGUCAGACCAUUAUCUGCGCAACUAGAGACUUGGAGGAGGGAGGAAAAACACGCAGGGUCUGUCUGCUGUCUGGACAGCACAGCUCCACAACUUUUCCUGCUUAAAAACAAACAAACAAAACAAAAAACAUACAACUUUAAACAGAAGAAACAACAUGAGUUUCUGCGGCUCCACUUCUAAACUGGCCACCAUGGGCACCAGGAGCAACUCACGACCGGAUUUGGCGAGCGCAUGCUACGGGAACGAAGUGUACCGUAGUGGGAACGGUUUCCAGCCAGAUUACCCGGUCGGUGACGGCGGCGGCGGCGGCGGCGGCGGCGGAUACACCUACACCACCUUCUCCCGGACCUCCAUGCACGGCGGGGGCCACGGAGGACACAAGGGCCAAAUGAGCAUGGGCGCAGGAGGAGGUGGCAUAAUAACUGUUCAGGCUAUUCAGCAGCGAGCGAUCCUUCUGACCAACCAGUGUCACGAAUUCCUGCAGAGAGCAAAGAUGAUGCUCCAGAGUGGGGCGCCACCUGUGGAUGUGGAAAAAUAUAUUAUGAUGUCUGCAGAAACAAUGGAGCAGCUGAAGGUUUGCGGCGCAGAGUUGCAGCAAAUGCGCAUUCCCAAUGACGUCUUCAAAAGCGUCGACCAGUUCCAUAACAUGCAAGUUGGCCUCCAACAGCAGCUCAGUAUGAUCCAGAGACGGAACAGGGGCAGCGUGGGCUCCCUAGACGGAGGAAGAGCUUUUAAUGAUGCCAUGGGUUGGAUUGCACAACAAAAGCGUAUGAUUGAGACAGCGCCAUGGGGAGAUGACUCUGCCACCUUAGAAAAGCAAAUCCUAAACCACAACAAAUUUCACAGUUCUAUUCAAAGGAGCCAUGAAGUUGAACGUGCCAAAGAAGAACUGAGAGGUGACAAGUACAACAGCUCUGUACUGGAACAAGAAUGGGAUACCCUGCAGAAAAUGUCUCACAGCCGCUUGAUUCAGCUGCGUGAGCUACAGAACAUCAUCGAGGAGAUCUCCCGAGCCAUCAUGUGGGUGAACGAGAGGGAGGAGGAGGAACUUGUGUUUGAUUGGGGAGACAAAAACAUUGACAAUUACAUUCCCAGGAAACAGGAGAGCUAUUCGAGGCUGAUGAGCGACUUAGAGGAGAAGGAGAAGGAGCUGAACAAGCUGAAGGUGAAAGCAGACGGACUCCUAAACAGCCAACAUCCAGCAUCAGACAAGAUUGAAGCCUACAUGGACACUCUGCAGACUCAGUGGAGUUGGCUUCUUCAGAUUACCAAGUGUAUUCAGGUUCAUUUGAAAGAGAACGCUGCCUACAGCCAGUUUUUCAAGGAGGCCAACGAAACCUAUUCCAAGCUGCAGAAACAACACGAGACCAUUCGAACCAAGUUCCCCUGCGAUAAGAACACCCAACUUGAAAACCUCCUUGAGCUCCUGAAAAACCUGGAGAGGGAGAAAGAGCGGAUUAUGGAGAAUAAGAGGCAAGUCCAGAGUCUGGCCAGCAAGUCCAAGUCUAUUGUCAGGCUGAAACCCCGGAAUCCAGAGGAGAAGAGCACCAGCCAAGUCAUAAUCCAGGCCUUAUGUGACUUUAAACAAGACCAGAUUGGAAUUUUAAAGGGAAAUGAAGGCAUCCUGAAGGACAACACGCAGCGAAGCAAGUGGCUGGUGACAGGACCUGGAGGUCUGGACAUGCUGAUUCCAUCUGUGUGUCUGCUCAUACCUCCACCAAACCCACACAGCAUUGGUCUUGCCAACAAAAAUGAGCAGUAUUAUGAUGCUAUCAUGGGCAUCUGGAAUCAGCUGUACAUCAACAUUAAGAGUCUCAUUGCCUGGCAGUAUUGCCUGAAGGACAUGAAUUACAUCAACUCUCUCACCGUCAGCAUGCUGUCUAACAUGCGUCCUGAGGAGUACCGUAGCAUCGUUAAAAGACUGGAGACCCACUACGAAGAGUUCCUUCGUGCCAGUCAAUCAUCUGAGAUGUUUGGAGAGGAGGACAAGAAAACAAUCCAGGGUCACUUUGAUAGAACCCAGAACCACUAUGACACACUGAUCAUCCAGCUGCCUGGUCAUGAGGUGAAGACUGAACCCACAAAACAGCCUCCACAACCCAAAGUCCCCAAAAUCAGUUUGACUUUGCUCAGUAGUCUGCAAGAAAUCCGCCACAGGCUGGAGCUGGCUGAGUCAGGCCUCACCAGCCACCUUCACAUUCCCCUGGGGGAGAACAGUGUGCAUGAGUGCUCUGUGAACAUCCAAAAGCUCCAGCAUGUGCACCAAGAUUUGGAUGCCAUUCAUGACGAGUACCUGCAUCUGAGAGAAAGAAUUAUGAAACAACUGGAUGGGGUAUCUCCUGAUUCUGAGCAAGCCAGGUUUCUACGAUCCGAACAAGAAAUCAUCAAUCGGAAACUCGGGAGCCUGCAGGGUCUUUACUCCGCCUACACCCAAAGGUUGACAGCACUUCAGGCUUUGCUCCAGAGCCUUCUCCAAGCUGAGGAUAUUGUAAAAGUCCAUGAGGCCAGGCUCACAGAGAAGGAGACUACAUCUCUGGACCUUCGAGAGGUGGAAAACUACCGUAGUGUCCUUAAGCAAAUGAAAAGUGAUCUGGAACACAAACGAGACCUGCUCACAUCUAUGGAGUCCAACCUGGCUAAAGCCACACAGUGGAAUGAUCAAAUUCCCGGCACCUUUUACAAGUGCGACGUUGAGUUGUCCAAGUACUCUGACCUGGUGGGUCAGUUGUCUGACCGCUGGCGCCGCAUCCAAGCCCAGAUUGAUAGCAGAAUGUGGGACCUGGAGAAGCAGGAACAACAACUGAAACAUUAUCAGCAGAGCAGCACUUCCCUGGAGCAGUGGAUAGACAAUGCUAGGAAACGACAGGACAGCCUUGAAACGGUUAAGCUCACUGACAUCCAGACUCUAAUGAACCACCUCAACCAACAGAAGGGACUUCACACUGAAAUCAAAGGAAAGAAGGAGAAGGUAGAAGAUUUGCAGAGAAACGCAGACACCUGUGCUGGGUCCAUAAAGGACUAUGAGCUACAGUUGGCAUCCUACAGCUCAGGUCUGGAAACUCUGCUUAACAUCCCCAUCAAGAGGACAAUGCUGCAGUCUCCUGCCUCUGUUGUAAGACAGGAGGCCACUAACCUCCAGUCCCGCUACAUUGAGCUUCUUACCCGCUCUGGUGACUAUUACAAAUUCCUGGGUGAACUGUUGAAGAACAUGGAAGAGCUUAAGAUCAGGAACACUAAGAUCGAAAUGCUAGAGGAGGAACUGAGGCGUCUGAAGGGCGACAUCCAUGAUAAUGAUCAGAAAAACAAGUCUCUGGAGGAUGCUUUGGCCCGCUACAAACUGGAGCUCACUCAGUCAAAAGAGAUUAUCAUUUCUAUGGAGGAAAUUAAGGCAUCCACAGCAAUGAAGGCCAAUGCUGCCAGAGAUAGUCUGGACAGUACACAAACCCAGCUGCGAGAUCUCAAUGACCAGCUGACCCGCAUUAGGUAUGAACUGGAAGAGGAAAAGAGGAAAAAAAGGCUAGCGGAGGAGCGCUACGCAAGUCAGCAAGAGGAGUAUGAGGCAGCGGUUCGUCGCAGGCAGAAGGAACUGGAGGAGCUUAACUGGACCAAGAUUGACCUUGAGAAAAGUGUGAAGGACAAGGAACGUGAACUGGAGAGGAUGAAGAUACUGCUGGAAGAGGAAGCAGCACGUCGACGAAAUGCUGAAUCAGAAAUGUCAAAGGUAAGAACACAGUGCACCAAAGAGAUUAAUCAGCUUAAGCAGACAUAUGAGACAGAGAUCCACGUCACCAAGACUACAAUCCUGAAGGCCUCGCAACAAAAGGAAGAAGAUACAGCAGGGUUACGGUUGCAAAUUGACAGACUUGCAGCUGAGAAGAGAGAUGUAGAGGAGGAGCUCAGAAGGCUGAGGCUGUCAAUCUCACACACAGAAGAGCAGAAGAGCAGGGCAGAGCAAGAAGCAAACCAGCAGAGGGCCUCGGUGGCAAAAGAGACCAGGGUGCGCAGUGAGCUGGAGAUACAGCUGAGAACUGCUACACAACGCAAAGAUGAAGUUGAGAUCACAUUAAAAGAAAUCACCAAAAGCAACCAAGAAAAGUCCAGACAGAUCAGUGUGCUGACAUUUAACCUGGAAGAGGAAGGAAAAAAGAGAAGAGCUCUGGAAUUAGAAAUCAACCAUUUGAAGCAGGCCGAAGCAGAGCUGAAGGCAAAGAACGCCUCCUAUCUCGAAGCAAUUAACAAACUUAAAGUGUCUGAGCAGGAGAUUCGCAUCACCCGAGUGGAGCUGGAGAAGCAAACCACUGAAAAAACAAAAGCUGAGCAGAGUUCUGCCAGGCUCCAGAGCCGUAUCAGAGAACUGCAGUCCUCCCUGGAUGGUAUGGAGGCUGAGCUGGAGAAGCAGAAGAGGUCAGCUCAAGAGGAAUUCACACGGAGAAAGAGGAUGGAAGCUGAGCUGGAGAGGGUGACCCAAACCUGCAGAGAGCACACAACCACAAUCAGCACACUAAAAUCAGUGAAGGUGGAAGCUACCAACAUUGAACGGAAGUAUGAGCAGGACCUGAAGGUCCUACAGGACUCUCUGGAAAAGAGCCUGAGAGAGCAAAAAAUCACCAAGGAGGAUCUGGCAGCUGUGACAGCUGAGCUCAGGGCUCUGAAACAGAAACUCCUUCAGGAGCAGGCCAAAAUUCAUGAGCUUAAUCUACGUAAUGAGAGUCUAUAUAAGACCAUUGAGGAGAAGAGCCGCCAGCUCAACGAAUAUACUACUGAGAUCGAGAAGCUGAAGACUCUGACACAGAACCUGACAAAGGAGAGACUCAGGUUGGAAGAAGAACUGAGGGCAGUGAAACAAGACAGGGAUCAGCUGAAGCUUUCCAAAGACAGCGUUGAUGGGGAGACGGCCACACAGAUCUCGGCCUUGCAUGUUCAGCUUCAGACUACCACCAAGAGGACAGCAGAGCUCCAGGCUCUCAUCAGUGACCUCACCAAGGAGAGAGAAAAGCUUAAAUUGGAAAUAGAAAAAUUCCAAAAGCAAUCGAUUGAGACAUCCAUAAUAGUCCAUGAAUCCCAGAGCCAAUACACUGAAAUUCUACGGGAAAAAGACAGUCUGCUGUCCAAACUCAAACUGCUGGAACAGGACAAGAAUCGUCAUCUGCGCAUAGAAGAGGAGCUGAAUCGCAUCAAGCUCACACUGGAGACCGAGCUCCGCAACAAGCAGAGGCUGCAGGACGAGAAGAAUUCCCUCCUCAAGGAUUUCAACCACAUGAAGAGCCAGUACGAGCUGAGAGAAAGCCUAAUUAAGCAGUGCGAAUCAGACAAAGACAAGGCCCAUCGUGAGAGGCUCUCUCUGAAGAGUGAGAUUGAGAGGCUGAUGAGGGAGCUAAAGAUGGUUGAGGAGCGGUACAAGAGUAAGCUAUUGAUCUCUGAGAAGGAAGCGUCAGAGCUGGCUCUCAAGAGAGAUGCCCUGCUGAGAGAGAUACAGAGGCUGCAGCAGAAACCCAGCUCUCUGAACAGGCAGACCCAGACAGAUGAGAAGACCCCAACGGUCGAUCCAUCUAAACUAGUCUUUGAUGGGGUGCGGAAAAAAGUCACAGCCCACCAGCUGUGUGACUGUGGUAUUAUCAGCAAAGCCACUCUGGAGCAACUUCUAAGUGGAAAGAAGUCAGUGGAUGAGGUGGCUGUGGACAUCCAGGUCAAUCUGAAAGGCACUGGAGUGAUUUCUGGCAUGACAACUGGUGCUCAUGGGAAGAUACCAUUCACUGAAGCCAAAAACAAGGACCUCCUCAGCCCGGAGAGUGCUCUUAUGCUUCUCGAAGCACAAGCUGCUACGGGCUACAUAGUGGACCCAGCCUUUAAUGAAAGAAUGCCUGUGGAUACUGCCUGCUCCAGAGGAAUUGUGGACACAGAAGACAGAGACACUCUGGUUGCUGCCGAAGCAGCAAGUUUGGGCUUCAAAGAUCCAUAUACUGGCAAAGUCCUGUCUGUUGGCCAGGCUUGUAAACAGGGACGCGUAGAUAAAGACACGGCUGUUAGAUUGCUUCAGGCGCAAGACUCUGUUGGAGGCAUUUUGGACCCCGUUCUGAGCGUCUUCCUUCCCAAAGAUCUGGCCUUAGAUCGGAAUCUUAUAAAUGAAGACCUCUACAGGGCUCUAAAUAAAAAACCCACCUGCUACCUGGACCCUGCCACAGGAGAGAAGGUAACAUACAGUGAACUCAGGAAGAAGUGUAUCGUGGAACACGUUAAUGGUUUGCUGCUGCUCCGUGGUCCAGAAACGCCCAUGACAGUAAAGGGUCUCCGUGGAGAAGUCUCUAUCACAGACCUGGUCAAGUCUGAACUUUUGGAUCCAUCUGACUUGGAGAAAAUUAAACAAGGCCAGCUCACCAGUAAAGACAUUGAAGACAGGCUGAAGUCAUACCUGUACGGCUCUUCCUGUAUUGCAGGUAUCUAUGACGAAGCCAAUGAUCGAAUCCUGCCAUUUUAUCAGGCCAUGAAGGAAGGUCUUAUGAUGCGAGGAACCACCCUGGAGCUUUUGGAGGCACAAGCCGCAUCUGGUUUCAUUGUGGAUCCAGUCAACAAUAACUUCCUAACAGUCGAAGAAGCAGCGAAGAGGUGCUUGAUUGGAAAGGAGUUCAAGAAUAAACUGAUGUCUGCAGAGAAGGCAGUAACUGGAUACAAAGACCCAGCCACAGGAAAGACAAUCUCCCUUUUCCAGGCUAUUGAGAAAGAUCUUAUUGAGAAAGGUCAUGGAAUCCGUCUGCUCGAGGCACAGAUUGCCAGCGGUGGCAUUAUUGACCCCAAAGAGAGCCACCGCAUUGAUGUGGCUGUUGCAUAUAAGAGAGGGUAUUUUGAUGAAGAGAUGAAUGAGAUCCUUACCUAUGAAGGAGAUGACACAAAAGGGUUCUUUGAUCCCAACACCAAAGAAAACCUGACAUACCUCCAGCUGAAAGACAGGUGCAUUACCGAUUCAAAAACAGGCCUCAUUCUUCUGCCACUUAGAGACAAGAACAAGCCUGAGAAGUCCCAAGAGAGCCGAACCAAUGUUCUCCGCAAGAGACGGGUUGUGAUUGUGGACCCAGACACUGGACUGGAGAUGUCAGUGAGGGAGGCCUAUCACAAAGAGCUGAUCGAUUACGACACCUUCCUGGACCUGUCAGAGCAAGAGUGUGAGUGGGAGGAAAUAACCAUCCAAGGGUCAGAUGGCUCCUCACGUCUGGUGAUAGUGGACCGGAAAACAGGGACAAAGUAUGACAUCCAGGACUGCCUGGAGCGUGGAAUAAUUGACCAGAAAAAUUACGAUCAGUAUCGUGGCGGCUCCCUCACCUUGACCCAGUUUGCCGACCAAAUUAUCAGCAACACCCACAGCACAGAUAUGGCCAUCUCAGCCACCAAUGUAGAUGACAUGAUCACCUGCAGCAGCCCCACCAAUGCUGCACCUUCCUCUCCCACGGUCCGUAGACGCAUCAGCAGUAUUUCUAUCACUGUCUCACCCCCUGAGAUGUUUGACGACCAGAGCCCUGUGGCAGCCAUAUUUGACACUGAGACUUUGGAGAAGAUAACAAUUUCUGAAGGUCUUCGAAGAGGAAUUGUUGACACUAUUACUGCACAAAGGUUGCUUGAGGCACAGUCUUGCACAGGUGGUAUUAUCAACCCCGCCACCGGUGAGAGAUUAUCCUUGCAGGAUGCCGCCAAGCAGGGCAUUAUUGAGGACAGCAUGGCGAAUAAGCUCAAACCUGCUCAGAAAGCCUACAUUGGGUUUGAGGACGUGAAGUCCAAAAGAAAAAUGUCUGCAGCAGAAGCAGUCAAGGAGACAUGGCUGCCCUACGAGGCAGGUCAGCGAUUUCUGGAGUUCCAGUACCUGACAGGAGGCCUGAUUGAGCCCGGCAGUGGACAUCGCAUUACCAUAGAAGAGGCUAUCCGCAAAGGAUGGCUGGACGGUCAAGCAGCACUGAAGCUUCAGGACACAAAGACCCAUCAGAAGAAUCUGACCUGCCCCAAGACAAAACUGAAGAUCUCUUACAAGGAAGCCAUGGACGGCUGCAUGGUGGAGGAAAGCAAUGGUAUGAAGCUGCUGCAGGCCUCCUCAGUGUCCUCCAAGGGAAUCAGCAGCCCUUACAACGUCUCUAACCCUGGAUCUCGCUCUGGAUCCAGGUCUGGUUCUCGUGCUGGGUCUCGUAGAGGAAGUGUGGAUUAUUCCUCUGCCUACACCUACAGCUUCUCUUCCAGCAGUUCUACUUACAAUAGCAGCUCCAUCUCUUAAUAAGCAAUAGUAAUUAGAUAAGUAAUUAGAUUCAUUAGUAGCAGAUCCUGUGCAAUUACAUGUUAAACUGCUUUUAUAACGUUUUUUUCUGUUUUUAGUAGAUAUAGGGAGAGUUUUUUGAUUGUAGAAUCAAAUUCAUUUAAGUGUAUUGAUUGAUUGUAGAUCAAUGGUGCUUUUGGUUUUUAAAUUUAAUGCUCCAUAUAACCCACACGCUCUUGUUUGAUUGCCCACAUGAAUAGAAUGUAACACUGGUAUAUUUCAACAGGGUUGUUAGACACUGCCCUCAAAUUACUUGGUUGUAUUUUUAUUUUUACCGUAGUUUAGCUCUAGUCACAUCACUCUAGCUGGAUUUUUUUAGUCUUUACUGAUUAAAAUGUGGAGAUUGUAGCUGGUUAUAUAAUAAUGUGAUUACAUGUUGUUUUAUCAUUAAACUGUUAUUAAAGCAAAUAAAAAAAAAA
This is a messenger RNA of Cynoglossus semilaevis (tongue sole), 9121 nucleotides long. RefSeq names its product desmoplakin a (gene dspa). The transcript has 24 exons. Gene Ontology annotation, cellular component: cytoplasm; intermediate filament; cytoskeleton. Gene Ontology annotation, molecular function: structural molecule activity. The record is from RefSeq and is a predicted model, not a curated record. Lineage: Eukaryota; Metazoa; Chordata; Actinopteri; Pleuronectiformes; Cynoglossidae. Gene Ontology annotation, biological process: skin development; cell-cell adhesion; intermediate filament cytoskeleton organization. The coding region runs from base 567 to 8663 and encodes 2698 amino acids.